This is a messenger RNA of Lycium ferocissimum, 1489 nucleotides long. RefSeq names its product myb family transcription factor PHL8-like. Lineage: Eukaryota; Viridiplantae; Streptophyta; Magnoliopsida; Solanales; Solanaceae. Gene Ontology annotation, molecular function: DNA-binding transcription factor activity; DNA binding. The record is from RefSeq and is a predicted model, not a curated record.
CCCUUUUCUCUCCUUUUGAGACUCAAAAUUGAAGUGUGUUUGCUUUCUUUGUUUUUGCUGUAUCAUAGAUUCUCUCACACCAUUUCUAAGUCAAAGAAGAAAGAGAAAAGAUAAAGAGAAAAAAAAUUAAUCACUAGGAAACAUAAGAAAUAAUUUAAAGGAAAAAGUUUGAUAUGAAAUGGGAAAUGAAAGAAAAGAAGGGCCACAGCUCAUAGGAGCAUAUAUUCCCUUACAACAUAUGUUUCCAGAUAUGGAGUGAGAAAACGACAUGGGACACCCAUAACAACUUCCCAAUUAUAUAUACUACUACAAUAGCUGCCUCAUUUUUCAGGCACAAAGCAACCUCUUUUAUCUAUGUUUCAAUUCAAAAUACACAAAUAUUGUACCUUGUAAAACAACAACAAAAGAUAGAAAAAAAAUGGCUCUUCAAAUGGCACAACAAAGUAAGGAUAUGAACUUAGUUUUGUCAAGUGAUGCCAAGCCUAGACUAAAGUGGACUCCUGAUCUCCACCAACGAUUCGUCGAUGCAGUUGCUCAACUAGGAGGUCCAGACAAGGCUACCCCAAAAUCAUUGAUGAGAGUGAUGAACAUUCAUGGGCUAACUUUAUAUCACCUCAAGAGUCAUUUGCAGAAAUAUCGUCUCGGGAAAAGUCAGGUGACUGGUCAAUCAUUUGAUGAAAACAAACAAGAAGACAGUGAUCAGUUAUCUCUCGGAGUUUGUGAUGGAUCUCAGAAUCAGAUGAAUGAGAGUUUGCAAAUAUCUCAAGCUUUACAAAUGCAAAUGGAAGUACAGAGGAAACUUCAUCAACAGAUUGAGGUGCAAAGACAUUUACAACUGAGGAUUGAAGCUCAAGGCAAGUAUUUACAGUCAGUACUAAAGAAAGCACAGGAAACACUGGCAGGAUAUGGUACUUCUACAGUUGGAGUUGAACUUGCUAAAGCUGAACUCUCUCAAUUAGUUUCAAUGGUUAACAUGGGCUGUUGUCCAAGUUCUUCAUUGUCAGCCAUAACAGAAAUUGAUGGUUCAAUCUCAAAAUACACAGAGACGAAAAAAUCUAAAGGCAGAAUCAUGUCUUCGCUUGAAAGUUCUUUAACAUCAUCUGAGAGCUCAGCAAGAAAAGAAGAUCAAAGUGAUACAACAUGGAACAAAAAUACUUCUAUUGGUCUCUCAUUAAAUCAAGAAGUUAGAGAAAAAAAGAGGAGCAGAAAAAACAUUUGUGUUGAACAACCAUCUGCUAAAAGAUUUUCGGAGAAAUUUGAUUUGAAAAAGUGCCCAAAUGAGUAUGAUGAAAAUGGUCCCAAGUUUAUAGACUUGAACUGCAAGGAAGUAGAACAAUUCAAUGACUAUAGUUAGUGUAUUUAGUAAGCUUAUACUUUUAUUAUUCCCCAUAAAGUUGUUGAUUCCUAUAGCUAGUAAUGUUGUUUAUAGAAAAGAAGUAUAUGUAUGUAUAUUGUUUUGUGAAUGGAACUGAAAGAACUUUUCAAAGUA